UGGGGCGCUGGUGAGCGCACAAAGGCCAGGAGCGCUGGCUGACAGGGUCGGCCUGGAGGGCAGGAGGCCUGGCUGGCAGCGAUCCGGGCUCGUCAAGCAAGCGGGAUCAUGGAGUCUUCCAGGACCUUCAUGAGACAUCUGCCAAUCACACCAGGCUACAGUGGCUUUGUACCCUACCUCGGCUGCCAGCAGGCCACCAGCAAGGACAGCAUGGCCCACUGUCUGAAGAUCUUCCAGGAGAUCACACAACGCUAUAAAAACCAGAUGGAGGAAUUUCGCUGCUCGGUAGCCACUGCCCGGAGGCUGAAGCCCGUCUGCUCCGAGGAGACCGUCCUGCGGGCGCUGCACCAGUAUUACCGGCAAUAUCACCCCCUGUGUCUGGAAUGCAAAAACAUCAAGAAACCCCUCUACGAGCCCCCGAUCCCGGGCUGGGCUGGCUACCUCCCAAGAGCCAGGGUCACCGAAUUAGGCUGUGCCACGCGGUACACUGUCAUGGCCAGAAACUGCUACAGGGACUUCCUGGGCAUCAUGGAGCAGGCCAGGAUGGCACACCUGAAGCCAUUUGAGGAAAUAUAUGGCGACAGGUCCACCCAACCUCCUUCCGUCCCUUCUCCAAAAGUUUUGCAGCAUGAAGGACCACUGCCCAAAUAUCUGGAGUUUUCUGUCGCAGGUGGCAGCUGUCUUGCCCAUGGGAGACCCCUGACAGAGGAACCCAGACCUCCAGUGACAUGUGGCUGUGCCCAAGGGACAAAUAUGUUGUGCAGCGGGAAGAUUUACCUCGAGCCACUGUUCUCAGCAAAGUAUGCGGAAAGCUGAGGCAGACAGCCUGCCAAGGAGAGGUGAACGUAGCAGGGGACUCAGAAACUCAUCACUCUUGCAUGAGAACCAGCCCCUCACCCACACCCAACAGGCCCUAGGAAAAUUUCAAAACCUAAGAAUCCUUUCAACUGCCGCUGGCUCGCUGUCUGUUUGGCAACAGCAUGUCAUUAAUGAUAAAGACCUUUCACUGCGGUGUGGGAAUAAAGAAGCUACUUCUCAGCAUGCUGAACGUUUCUGUGGGGGCUGGGGGUUCCUAGGUUGUGUUGACCUUGAGAAGAGCCGGGGUGAGGCUCAUCUCUUCCUUACCUUGAGGUGACAUUGUGCACCUGGAUCAGGCUCUUAUGGAAGCCCUAGCCCAGCGCACUAACCAACCAACGGUCCCUGUCAGCCAUCUUGGGUCCUGACGUGGUGGCAUGACGGUAUGCCCACCCAACCCUGGUGUUUCAGAAUCCCACUCCUCAGGAGACCCCCGACUGGCGGACAUAAGAUGUAUUUGUUUCACAGCACUGCUGUAACAGUACCUCACACUGGAUGCCGUAAGACAACAGAAGUGUAUUACUUCACGGUUCUGGAAGCCAGAAAUCCAAAUUCAAGGUGUUAAUAAGGCCGCACUUUUUUGGAAACCUCGAGGGAGAAUCCUUCCUUACCUCUUUCUUUCCAGCUCCCAGUGGUUUGCUGGAAAUCCUCAGCCUUCCUUGGUACAUAACUACUAUCCCUAUCUUUAUGGUCCUGUGAUGUCCCCUCUGUGUCUCUGUGUCUUCACAUGGCUGUCGUCUUAUAAGGAUGCCAGUCACCCUGGAUUAGGGCCCACUCUUUUCCAGGAUGAGCGUGUCUAAGCUUAGCUCAUUAUACCUGCAGUGAGCCCCUUUCCAAAGAAAUCCUAGGCUGAGGUACUGGGGGUUAGGACUUCAACCUUGUGCUUUUGGGGACACAGUUCGGCCCAGUGCACUGGCUCAUACUUGUUGCCACUGACAGGCACUCUCUCUGACCUCGCUCGGCAUCCAGCGGCUUCAAAAGACCUCAAAUGCAGCUCGUGAAGCAGCGAGACCAUCGCAGAUCCAAAGGCUCAGUAAUGGGCAGAGCCACAACAGUACAGCAUUCGGGUCCUGGGAGACCUGCCCAGGGCAGAGAAAUCAGAUGCCAAAUCUUUAACUCUAAUGAGUACAAAGGACUUUGAUGAGAAAAAUGUCACCUCUCUGUUUUUACGAACCUCCCAAGUGUGAUUUAGCAUUCCCUUCCCUUAACACAGCAAACCACAGGUAUCCUGUCCUGUUGGCCUAAUAGAAGCCACAGAUCCGUCUGUAUCAUGACGUUUGCUGCGUGCAGUCUCGCAAAAUGUUAGUGUUGAUCGUACUGUAUAACGAUGUAGUUAUUAGAGCGACUGUAUCAACACUCUAACAUAUGGCUAUUCAAUCUGUGCAUAAAGAAGCUCAUGGUUGGGGGGUGCCUGGGAGGCUCAG
This is a messenger RNA of Lutra lutra (Eurasian river otter), 2279 nucleotides long. RefSeq names its product chromosome 14 C10orf82 homolog (gene SPMIP5). The coding region runs from base 109 to 816 and encodes 235 amino acids. The record is from RefSeq and is a predicted model, not a curated record. NCBI's taxonomy places the organism in Eukaryota, Metazoa, Chordata, Mammalia, Carnivora, Mustelidae. The transcript has 6 exons.